AUGUCCUCGGAAGCAGAUACUACUGUAUUCGAGACUCAAGUUGAUGGGCAGAGUGUGGAAAAUUCAGAUAACAACGCAGCUUAUUCUGCCUUUACAUUCGUGGGUGAGGAGUCUCAGCAGGAAGUGAAGCAAACUAAGAACGGGCAAGUUUGGAAUCAAACAUUUUUCGAGAAAACGGCCGCGAGAAGCGAAGAGGAGCGUAUAAUGCUUGAGAUCCAGCAGCUGAGAGACAUUGAUUCUACCGUAGGUACCAUAACUAAUCAGAGUCAAUACUCAUCGGAAAUAGUCAGCCAGAUAGAGCUGAACGUUGUUUCCCGUCGCAAUUGCCAUAUGGGGGCGCUAAUGGAGUACGGUCAAGAUGUCGAGGCAAUUAGUGAAGAUGUAGAGAGUGCGAUCAUUCGAGCAGCUGAUGACGUGAAAGUAACUGUAUCUACUAUAGACUCAAGAAUUUACGAUUUUGAAGCUGCGCUUUCAAAAGAUACAAUUUUACUGGCAUCAGACAAAGCUCAUAUACUAUCCAUGUGGAAUGAGUUGGAUGCUAUUUGUCAGCAGAGAACGGAUGCGAUUGCUCAAUUUGCUGCUCGAUUGGAUGGGAUCGAGCGAAGUCGGAUGCAUUGUGUGCGUGAUAGAUUGAAGCGAUUGACUUGUGCUUUAAUGGAUGCAGCAUAUGUGUUGCCUUAUGAAGUGGAACGAAUCAUUGAAAGUGAGGCAUACGAGGUGAAUACCGUAGUGAUCUCCAAUGGUGUAGUCUAUGCUGAUCUUGUGGCCAAGAUGGAUACCAAAAAUGUCGAUAUAUUCUUAAAGAUUAGACUGGCGUGGGAGCAGGCUCAGAUCCGUUGGCGUCACUUGCGGCAUCGUGAUGCAAUCACCAAAUUUCAUUCUACUCUUAGCUCUCCUUUAUUUACAGAUCCUGAUGAGAGACAGCACGUACAGAAGCAAAUUCGUGAUUUUCAGGAGAAAUUCUACACCGAGCAGCGUCUUGAUGUUAUUACGCAUUUGAGUGAUGCUGGCGUCACUUUGAGCUCCGUUGACGUGAAGCAGAUCCUAGAAAAGCUGAGAUGUAUGCGGCGGUAUGAAGAAGAAUCAAACCGUUCUUUCGAACUCGCCUUACAAGAUGUAGGUAAAUUAAAAAGUGCUGCUGCAAAUGUGCUGCGAGAAAGUCUUCGCUUCGAAUUGCAUGACUGUGGCGCUUUGGCAAAGGAAGGAAAUAUCGAAGAUGCCAAAACGGCUUUGGUUACACUGCUUCAUGACGAUGAAGCGGAAGAGCUUUUCAGUGCCGCUAGUGGGUUAAAAACAGAUUUGGACCAUUUAGCAAAGCAAUUAUGUGUCGCAAAUGUUAUUUACUGUGAUAAUUUGGCCCCUCUCUUAAGCUUUGUAGAAGUUCUCGUUAGUGCUGUUCCACUAAAAAAAAUGAUGGAAAAACAAGGUAAGGAUUUUGAACGAAUGGCUGUGCAGUUGACAUUGAAGAAAAUUCGUAAAGGCACGAAAAGAGAUAUGAUGGCGCUUUUGCCGAGUCUGCAUGCACAAGUGUUGAUGCUAUUGAAUCUUGAAGAAAUGGGGGACUGUUUUAAAGCAGAGCUUAGGGAUAUCGCAGCUCAGCUAAAAGCUACCCUUUUGGCGCAUGAUUCUCUUCACGGUGUUGAGGUAGCGGCUUCAACAUCGAUGACUACUAUGGAAACGUCAGCAUUGCCUUUGAAUGGCAAGACAAGUGACGCCGUUGAAGAAAAGCUUGAUUUGCCGGCGAUUCGAAAGGUUCAACGGCGCCUUGAAAACUUAUUAUAUACAUCUGAACUGGGGGCAUCCUGGCAGCAGCUUCUAAGUUUCAUCUUUGAACAGCUUUUGCUUCAGAACGCUGCUAAUCGAGUUGUAGAUGACGUAGUUACUCGUGAAUGCGACGAAGUGAUAGAAACACGGCAACAGGAAGGUAUGCUCUUUGUCAAAGAAAUUGAGAAACGGAUCGAGAUGCAAAGCACACAGCUCCACAACCGUGUCGAAAACGUUGUCAACUUUUUUCUUCGAGUUGUGCUUUGCCUUGAGGAAAUCAUUGACAGGGAUAAACACGUAAACACGAGCGCGAUGAGCCUUCUCGACACACUAAAAAAAAACAAUGAAAAUGCUCUUCAAGAUCUCGAGACUAAAUUGAUGCAGAGUUGUACGCGUCUGCGACACUCACCAAAUAUUGACAUCCUUCGUGACGAGUUUCAGCACUCGUCGGAUCUCCUGGAUCAUAUAGAAGAAAACUAUCGAACGUAUGCCGAGCAAGUUUCCUUGGCUGCAAAUAAUAAUGUCACUGUGAUAACCAAGCAGCGUCUGCUUUAUCGGCAGCGACUUUGCGAAUUUUUCGGUAUGAAACAGGAAAUGCAACCCAUCAGUGACAACCUGCUUGAUUUAGACAAAUUGCUUAGCAUGCAGUAUAAUGGCGAUCAGAUUUUGGAAACCUCUCAUCAAGAGAAGAAAGAGUAUGACGCUGUUGCUAGUGAAACACUUUUGAAGUCUUCAUCCACAUUCUUUACUGAAGAGGAGACGCUUCAAUGUGCUUUGGAUUCGAAUGUCGCAUUGUCACUUUCAGACCUUGCUCAGAGCAUCUUAUCACACGGUCAGACUAUUCAUAUAGAAGAGCAAUUACAGGAUAAGGAAGCCAAGCCAUUGUGCGAAGUAGAUGAUAAAGUUACUUUUCAUGCUGAUGAAGAGACGAUAGAUGUAUCUGCAACAUCAACGUCCCAAUUGCUAUCUGAAAGCGUUUCGAGUAAAGUUCAAGAGGAUUUUUUGGUCCUAAAUAUUCCCAACGCUAGAGUUGAAAGCUUACUUGCCAUAUUUCGAGACGCAGUAUUAUAUAAGUAUGACUUGGAAACAGCGAACGUGUCAAACCAAUCCAAAACAACGUGCGCUGAACGCCAUGCAAGCUCUGCUAUUCUUCUCAAGGAAAGAAUACGUAAUCACUGUCCACGCAAAGAAAAGCUGGAUUUGGAAAUUCACCAAACUCGAAUGGGUGAGCUUUCGAUCCACCAGAAACGACAAGAGCGAUAUUUGCGUGGACUUUGUUUGAUGGAGGAGAAACAGCAACUAAAAUUUGCGAAAAAAUUAGAAGAGUCUUAUGCUUACGUGGAACAAGUACGUAUGGUGUGCAUAAGUUUUUAUGCCCAGCUUCCUCUUCAGCUAAGCGUAGCAACACUUCAGUGCUUCGAAGCUCAAGCUAAAAAGCACCUUGGUGUUCUCAGAAGUGAAUCUACAAAGACCUUCAAGAUGCUUGAAGCGAUGACAGCCAUUGGUAACAAUAGAUUGCUGUCAUCUUGUCAAGAUUAUAUUCGCACUUGUUCAUUGCAGCUUUUCUCUGAUUUGACGAGCUUUCAGGUCGUCAGCAAAUGCGAUUACCACCCGAACGAAAUCAUUUCAAUUAAAGAGAAAUUUGUAACGCUUGAAGCGCGGGCUCGUGACCAGAUGCUAGAGCGAGAGAAGCAAAUUGAAGAAGUAAAAAACAAACAAGACCAAGUGUUUAAAAUGUAUGAAGGUUUUAAAGAAAGAGCUCAAAGUUGUAAGCAAAGUUUGGUAAUGAAGGAAGGGCUCAAUCAGACGUUACGUCUCCCUAGACGAAUUGCACUAGAGAGCAUCCGAGAGGAAAUGUCGCGAUGUAAAAUACGCUCAACUUUAGUCUCUGAGCUGCUUCGUUCGGUUCAAUCUGUUGUCGCCGGAGAGCACAGUGGUGACCAUUCACACGGACAGAAGGUGACGGGUGAUGCCAUACGCAUUCUCCUUCAGCUUCGUGCGAAAAUUUACUAUCUUGGAAUGUACCUUGGAAUCUUAAGAUGUCCAAAUCAGCUGGAACCCAAGCCUGUCGUACUCCGUCUAGGCAUAGGGCGAAAGAUAGAAGACAAAUACGAUGUCAUUCGCGACGAUGUGGUAGUGGAUAAUGAGGAUCGAAUGCUGGCGGUUCCAUUUCUGGAUUUCGUCGAUCAAGUCAAUAACAAAUGCCAACAAGAGACAAAAACGCUUCUCGAGCAUGACGUCAAAAACGAUGAGACUUCAAAAUCCAAUGUAUUUGCAGCUCUCGAAGAAUUUUUAUCCACUCAACUGGAAAAAGCACGCGAUUUUCUGAGGCUUCAAAGAACUUCGUAUCGAGAGCAAGUUCAAUUGUAUGCUCAUCUGUUGACGCUCGUUCCGGAAGUUGUCGUAAUAAAUAUGGCAAAGCAGGCAAAAGAGAGUUUACACCAACAAAGUUUCGAACAAAUGAGUACGCUCCAAUCUCAAUUGAAAUUGUGGUCAGAUCAAAAAACUAGCCACAUGUUAGAGUUGGGACCGCAUCUUUGCAAUGCUAACAACCUUCACCUACUGCACGAUUUAGAAGUGCGAGAGAGAAGUCGUUCCACAUUGACCCAAGUUGCUUUGCGAAAAGCUCGAGCAGAGUAUUUGGCAAAGCAGAUACAGAUGUCGUUGGAGUUUGAAGCUCAAUUUAUUGAACUCUGUCAAUGUUUUGUAUCGCUACUAGAUUCAUCAGUGUUGUCGCUUGAUGAUCUAAAGCCUUUUUCUAGCGAGGAAAACUCGGCGCACAAGCGCAAAUCGCUGAAGCGACUACGUAAAUUGGCGCGAGGUAAUGAGCUGAGCGACCCGCAAAAAGCUGCAUAUAGAAGUGCAAAAGUGCCGCAUCAAAUGUCUCAACAUGACGAAGUUCCUCGCUUUCCGCUGCGGUCAUGGCCUAGUAUUCCUACUGUUGGACUACAUCUGCAUUGGGCGGAAGUUAAAGCGAAGCUUUUGGCCGACAAUCCAACAGAUCGGCCUGACCUCGCCAUUUGUGAUUUGUCCAUUGUGCCAUUGACAUCCGAUGACGGUACAUGCGUCUCUCUUCUUACCCCGGCACAUCGAGCACUCAUCAAAGCUCGAGAUCGCGCCUAUGUCGAUUAUGGACACUUUUGUCGUGAGGAAACUAGCCGUAUUCUCGACAACAUCAAAGAAUGGGAUCAAGAUGAAGACAACUGGGCGCAAAAUUGGGAGAAAAAGAUUAGAAACAUCAAGAACAACAAUUGA
Molecule: messenger RNA, 5019 nt
Organism: Plasmopara halstedii
Lineage: Eukaryota; Oomycota; Peronosporomycetes; Peronosporales; Peronosporaceae
Product: Domain of unknown function DUF4456
Exons: 1
Coding region: 1-5019 (1672 amino acids)
Source: RefSeq, a predicted model, not a curated record